AUGAGCAUGCUCUCUAAAGUUGGAAAUUCCCAGGUCUACAACGACGGUGACCAAAGAACACAGAAAGAGGAAGAAGCACCCAGAUAUGAGGCGGGCAAGCCGAACGCCCAUAACGAUCUUGAUUCCAAGGACAAUCGCACGUUGUCGAACCGGCAGGCUUCCGCAGAAAAAAAUGCACGAGUGGAGGAGACCAACCCAAACCCGAGAGAGAUUGAGGACCCGUUGAAACCUGCCAGGAGCCAUGGAAAUGAGCCAUCACGGGGAGCCAAGAUUGAUGCGCAGAUCCAGGAAGAGGAAGAGGAAGAAUUGAGUAGGAAAGGCAAGAUAUAG
Molecule: messenger RNA, 330 nt
Organism: Pleurotus ostreatus (oyster mushroom)
Lineage: Eukaryota; Fungi; Basidiomycota; Agaricomycetes; Agaricales; Pleurotaceae
Exons: 3
Coding region: 1-330 (109 amino acids)
Source: RefSeq, a predicted model, not a curated record